Molecule: messenger RNA, 1272 nt
Organism: Erpetoichthys calabaricus (reedfish)
Lineage: Eukaryota; Metazoa; Chordata; Cladistia; Polypteriformes; Polypteridae
Product: olfactory receptor-like protein DTMT
Exons: 1
Coding region: 1-1014 (337 amino acids)
Biological process (GO): G protein-coupled receptor signaling pathway
Cellular component (GO): membrane
Molecular function (GO): G protein-coupled receptor activity; olfactory receptor activity
Source: RefSeq, a predicted model, not a curated record
AUGUCUGCGAAAUUUUCUGUAUUGCAGGUCCAGAUCCAAAACUGGAAACUCGUCAUGUCAGAAUCAAACCGCUCUAAUGGGAUGGUCGAGGAGUUCAUCAUCGUUGGUUUUCCAGGACUUCAUGACCGAGCGAGCAAGAACAUCAUUUUUGGGUCUUUGCUCUCUGUGUAUGUUUGCAUCUUACUCAGUAACCUCCUGAUCAUUGGCAUCUUCCUGCUUGAUGAGGAGCUGCACACGCCAAUGUAUCUGUUAGUUGCCAAUCUCGCUUUUAGUGAUAUCGUUAUCACCACCACCAUGGUUCCUAAGUUACUGGCUGUUUUAGGCUCAGGUUCCAAUGUCAUUUCCAUCCCGGCGUGUUUCAUUCAGAUGUUUUUCAUUAGCGCCACAAUAGCGGUAGAAUCCUUUAUCCUUGCCCUUAUGUCAUACGAUAGAUAUGUUGCGAUCUGCAAACCGCUCCACUAUUUCUCGAUGACCAACAACCAUCUGGUGACCAAACAGAUCAUCUCUUGCUGGGUGAGUGCGUUUAUCCUCAUGCUAUUUCCCGUCAUCACAACCUCCAGACUGCAAUUCUGUGGCUCAGAAGUGAUGAGUUGCUUUUGUGAAAACGCCGCAUUGCACAGAGUAGCCUGCAGUGACACUUCCCUCAGCAGCUAUGUCGGUUUAGCUUCAGGCAUUUUCAUAACGAUAGGCCCAUUUGCUUUCAUUGUGUUUUCCUACGUACAGAUCAUAAUGUCCGUUGUCAGAGCCAGCAGCUCCACCGGAUACCGGAAGGCCUUCUACACGUGUAGCACACACCUGCUUAUCAUUGCCGUCUUUUACCUGUUCGCUAUAGGAACUUAUCCGGCGGGUAGAAUUGCGAAUGUGUCGGCAGACAUGCGUAUCAUGGUGCUGCUGCUCCAGAAUGUAAUCCCCCCCUUGAUUAAUCCGAUUAUCUACUGCCUGAGGACUAAGGAGAUCCAGAAAAGCUUCUUUAAAAUACUGAAGAGAAAUAAAAUACUAUCUAAAUGCUUUUAAGGUAACAGAUGUUUGCUGGAAAAAUGAUAUGCAUCUGCAUUAAGAGCUUCUAAAUGUUAUCUAUGACUCUGUGUACUGUAGAUAUGCUUACAUUCAAAACAUAAAAAUGAUAUUGUGUCUUGUUUAAACUGCCUAUAAUAAACCUACAAAGAGUUUUUAAAUAAAUGUUCUAACUAUAUUCUCUUUGUUCAGUUUUUCUUGAAACUAACACAUUUUUCUGCAUUAGCACACUUGCAUAAGAGAAAGAAGCAAGAGCAA